Molecule: messenger RNA, 1571 nt
Organism: Cannabis sativa
Lineage: Eukaryota; Viridiplantae; Streptophyta; Magnoliopsida; Rosales; Cannabaceae
Exons: 2
Coding region: 25-603 (192 amino acids)
Biological process (GO): protein desumoylation
Cellular component (GO): nucleus
Molecular function (GO): deSUMOylase activity
Source: RefSeq, a predicted model, not a curated record
UCCACUUACCUUGGGAAGGGGACUAUGAAAGAAGUGUUGGAGAUACCUGAGACGAGCAAAGUUCAGCGCUCGCUUUCGUUCAACGGGGAGACCGAGAAGAAGGAUGACGUGGGUGUCGAGGAAAAGGAUGGUGAAGGGACGAAGGAUCAAUUGGAAGAGGAUGUUGAUGAUGUAGAGAGUGUCCCUUCACUUAAUCUAUCAGAAGAGAAGGUCGUUGUUCCAACUAAGGUGGUUGUUUCUGAUGAUUCGUUUGAGGUUAUGAACUUUUGGGGAGAAGAUCUCCCCGCUAUUGUAAAAGAGGAAGUUGAGCAGACAGUGAAGGAUGAUUUUGAUGAUGCUGCGUUCGAAAGAUUCAAAGAAUCUGGAGGGAAGGUGAUUAGUCCAUUCACUGUGAAGAAGGGUUACUCAAAUCAACAGUACGAGUUGUUCCGUUACAUUUUCUCUAGCGCCAAUGAUCCGAGUGAAGUGUUAGCCCAUUUUGGGAAGGUUGAGGUCGAGCGGAGGUAUUUCAAAUGCAUGAAACCGGAGACUGAUAUAUCAAACAGUGUACGUAGAAGUUGGCAUUUGGGUGCUUUGAAAUUUGUAGUUCAUUAUUUUAGUUAAUGCCAUUUACAAAUUGUAUGAAUGACAACAUAACAGAUAUUGUUUGUGUAAAUGUCAGGUCAUUGAUUGCUUUGCUCAAAUCAUGAAUUUUCGAGAGAAGAAGCGCAACGGCAUUGGAAGUAAGAGAACUUGGUUUAUGCCCACCAGAAUUUCGGUAUGAAAUUUGAUAUUUAAAAGUGGACAUGAAUCUUUUGUAUUUGUGCUGUAAACUCUGUUAAAUCUAUGUUUUUAUUUUAAAUGUAAUCUAUUAUGUGUGCUUAUUGUGCAGAGCAAGUUACUUGGAAGAACGAUGACUGUGGAGAGGAUGGCGAAGGAGCAAGAGUGGUCCACUCUUUAUUACGAUGCAGAUUUGAGUUUAUGUCACACUGUAAUUUGCAUUUUCUUGAAACUUUUGUGUUGAAUCAAAUGUGUGUAGUUCAAUUUUCCAAUGACGUUGUUUGUUUUACUUUGUCGCAGAUGGUGGUACCCCUACUGGAUACCGAUAGUGCUCCGCACUGGUUUGCGGCGAAUGUGAGCAUGGUUAAUACAACAGUGGAAAUUAGGGACUCGUUGUCUUCUGCAAUGCAUAAGAGGUCACGUCGGAGCACCUGCGUAGAGAUGGUAUGCACGUGUGUACACGGUUUGCCGUUUUAUUAGUGUAAUUGCACUAAUCUCAACUGUGAUUGUUUUAAUUUUUUUGCAGCUCCAGACUUUGGACCAAUUGUUUGCGCCUGUCAAGCCAGGAGACCUGAAUUUCAGCGAGUUUGUAAUUAUUUCUUCAAGCAAGGACUACCCACAACAACAAAAUGGCCACGAUUGUGGAAUGUUUGUAAUGAAGUACAUGGAAUCACUGUUCGAGGAAAAUGAAAUAUUGGAAGAGGUAAUGUAAUGUUGAUUUCUUUAGUUUAAGUUUUCAUCCAGUUAACUAACUGUUUAUAUUGUGAAAAUUGAGUUGUCAAUCUAUUUUUUGAUGGAUUUGUUUCUAUGGA